Messenger RNA from Silurus meridionalis, 1462 nucleotides. RefSeq names its product protein cappuccino-like. The record is from RefSeq and is a predicted model, not a curated record. The coding region runs from base 316 to 777 and encodes 153 amino acids. Lineage: Eukaryota; Metazoa; Chordata; Actinopteri; Siluriformes; Siluridae. The transcript has 9 exons.
UGUCAGGCGCUCUUUCUAAACCUGUGGGAUUUUUUUUUUUCUUGGGUUUGUUCCGUAUGAAUUUUUUUCUCUGUUUUUGUUUUGUUUUAACUUUGUUUUGACUCAGUAAACACGUUUGUACGUGCAAAAAAAUCCAAACAUUGUCAUUAAGGAGAAAAGCAAUUUUUGAGGAGAGAUUAAUUGUUCAUCAAAGUGACACAGUAGAUCAUCAACAUCAAGGUUCAGGUCAUUGAAGAAAAAGAAACAGCCAGAAGCUGACCUACAAGGAAAGAAUCCUCCCUUCCGGUUGACAAGAAGAAGAAGUUUGUAGACACCAUGGGGAGCAAGCCAGCACCACCUCCACCUCCAGCACCACCUCCAGCACCACCUCCACCUCCACCUCCUGAUACGCUACGCUGUUCAUCCUCUCUACCACCCUGCCGUCCUCCUCCUUCCUGCCCUCUGGCAGCAGCAAUGGUCUUCGAUCAAGGGAAUGCCGCGAACCCACCACCCAGCCAGCAGCAGUCCGGCUCAGGCAGUGGUAAUAGGAAUCAGCCUUCUCCAGCAGCAGUUGGGGUGAUAACGACCGUGAACCAGAAUGGUUCUACUGUCCCCUUGCAGGAGACAAAUCCCACGUCCACAUACAUACCCGCUCCAGACACUCUGCAGACCCAGCAAGAGGACCAGGUGAGUCCAGAGGAUGCUGAAGAGCUGAAUGACCCGGUGCAGGAGAGCGCGGAUGGAGAAGGAACAGGGGAUAGCGAUACGGCUUGCGUGGGAGCUCAAACAGCCCCUUGAAAAUACCAAGUAACAGCUUCUUCUUGCAGAGGUUAUGGCACAGCUCUUAGGAGCGUUCUCCAAAAACAGUAUCGUCAGUUUCAACUCGACAAGGUUGCACAUUUGAUUGAGCAUCUAUCUACCCCAACUGUUCCAGAUAACCCCUUCCUGCCUGCUCGCAUCCUGCAGCACACCUUUACACGUGAUACGGGCACACAGACCUCGCCUGACCUCCCUGCUGUUUUCCACCAGGACACACAAACUGGCGAUGAAGAUUCUGACGGCCUUUGCACAGCUGCAUCAACUCUUCCUCCUCUCACUCCGCACUCCACAUCUUCUCCUGAUCCUUCCUGCUGGUCUCCAACUGAUUAUUCACCAACUUCCCCCAUUCUAUCAUUUACUAAUCAUCUUCCCAUACCUUCUAAUGAGUCUGAUCUUGAUUGCUCUCCCAUGUCUUCUCCAACUUCUAAGGCCUACGAGCUUUUUAACCCCAAUAAACCUGCUUAAGUCUGGUUGCGUGAUGGAUUGUAGCCUGUUAGAAGACUGGAAGUCCUUAGUUCACCUCUCAAAAGUAUUUGUGUCUAUAAACAUCUCAUUACCAUCAGAAAUUUAUGUUGUCAUUGUUCACAAACAAAAUCAUCAAAAUGUUGUCGUGUUGUUUGUAUGAUGGUGCACUGUUUCAGUAUUUCUUGAUAUAAACUAUGGU